AUGGGAACGAAGCCAUACCUUGGUCUGCGGGGCAAUGCACUGCUCCGAGCCGCCGUCAUGCUGGUCGUAGGCCCAACCUUCACCUGUUACGGCUACAAUAUGAGCGUCGCCGGCGGUCUUUUGACCCUCGAGUCGUUCAACAAUCAGUUCCCAAGAAUGGACACCAUCCACGCCGGCGCGGGGAAGCAGCAUGAGAACUCGCAAAUCCAAGGCACCGUCAUUGCGCUGUACACCGUCGGAGGAAUCUUCGGUGCCUUGUCAUGCGUUUACCUGGGUGAUCUCCUGGGACGGCGAAGAGUCAUCUUCAUUACAAACCUGGUGUCCAUCAUCGGUGCCGUCCUUAUGGCCUCAUCCUUCCAGUUCGCCCAGUUCAUCGUGGCGAGGCUGAUUCUCGGUCUCGGUACAGGAGGGUGCGUGGCGACAGUCCCCGUCUGGCAGUCGGAAAUUUCCCCGGCGCAUAAGCGAGGGUCCAACGUGGUGACUGAUGGGAUAUUCGUGGGAGUGGGGGUCACCAGCGCCCUGUGGAUUGACCUGGGUUUUUACUUCGUCAAGAACAACUCCGUAUCCUGGAGGUUCCCUCUGGCCUUCCAGGUUGUCCUGUCGCUUACGGCCAUGAUUUUUAUCACAAUGCUCCCCGAAUCUCCCCGCUGGCUCAUCAAGAAGGGUCGACGCGAGGAAGCCCGGACGGUUCUUGCCGCACUGCAAGAUCUUGAAUGCGAGUCGGAUACGAUUACCAACAGCAUCCACGAUAUUGACACCUCUCUGGCCCACGCCGGAUCCGGAUCCUGGCGUGAUAUGUUCACGAUGGGGGAGCAGCGCCUUUUUCAUCGCGCGUACCUGGCCGCCACCGGUCAGAUGUUCCAGCAAAUGUGCGGAGUGAACCUGAUCACCUACUACGCAACGACCAUCUUCGAGCAGUAUCUCGGCAUGGAUGCGGUGCCAGCCCGCAUUCUGGCGGCCGCAAUGGGUCUAACUCAGCCAUUCGGUGGCUUCCUGGCCUUUUUCACCAUCGACCGUCUCGGCCGGCGCCCUCUGAUGUUAUGGAGUGCCGGAGCCAUGUCGGUCUCCAUGGCGAUUCUGGCCGGCACGACCUCCACCAACAACAACACAGGCGCCCUAGUCGUGGCCGUCAUCUUCCUCUACGUCUUUCAGUUUAUCUUCACCGUCGGUUACUCGGGCCUGACUUUCCUCUAUGCCGCGGAAAUGGCGCCCCUCCAGAUACGCGCUGCCGUCAGCGCCGUUUCUACCGCCACAGUGUGGACGUUCAACUUCCUGCUGGCACAGGUGACCCCGGUUGGCUUUGCCACUAUCUCGAAUCAGUAUUACAUUAUCUUCGCAGCCAUCAAUGCCGCCAUCGUUCCAUGUGUAUAUUUUUUCUUCCCCGAGACCAAGGGUCGCUCGUUGGAGGAGAUCGACGAGAUCUUCGCACAGUCGAAGUCUAUAUUCGACCCCGUUCGGGUGGCUCGUUCCAUGGGCAAGUUGCAGGUGGUCCAGGCGUGCUCCGAUAGGGGCGAGGACACCGUCUCCAGCGACAAUAAUGCUAAUGAUAUGAAGGAGUAG
This is a messenger RNA of Aspergillus tanneri, 1560 nucleotides long. Its product is annotated as putative MFS sugar transporter. Gene Ontology annotation, molecular function: carbohydrate:proton symporter activity. Gene Ontology annotation, cellular component: membrane. The record is from RefSeq and is a predicted model, not a curated record. Gene Ontology annotation, biological process: transmembrane transport; carbohydrate transport. The transcript has 2 exons. Lineage: Eukaryota; Fungi; Ascomycota; Eurotiomycetes; Eurotiales; Aspergillaceae. Bases 1 to 1560 code for a protein of 519 amino acids.